AUAAUCCGCACCUACACUGACGUUCCGUCGUCGCGCGUCUUCAGGCGUGCUAACAUUUCCUAACCUAAUCUCGUUCCGCAGCGUGUACGCCGUGCCGGACUUUCCUUAGGGUUCAAAUAUUUAAAUAAAGUAAUGGAUCCUGCAGAAGAAGCUAUGAUAGAAGAUGACGAUAGGGAAGCUGAAGAUGAUGACGACGACGACGAUGCGGAUGAUGAAGAUAUGGAAGCAGAAGACGAUCAUGAUGCAGAGAAAAAAAGUAAAAUUUACUUGCCAGGACAGCCGCUAGAAAAAGGAGAAGAAUUGGUAGUAGAUCAUUCAGCAUACAGGAUGUUACAUCAAGCUCAAACAGGAGCUCCGUGUCUGAGCUUUGACAUCAUCAGGGACGACCUCGGAAACUCACGGGAGACAUAUCCCAUGUCAAUGUACAUGUUAGCUGGUACGCAAGCUGCAAGAACACAUGUCAAUAACCUACUCGUCAUGAAAAUGUCUAACCUGCAUGGCACUGCCCGUAACAAUGAGGAAUCUGACGAGUCUGAUUCAGAUGAAGAUGACGAUGAAGACGAAGCUCGAGCUCCUGUUAUGACAGUUGCUUCUAUAAAACAUCAGGGAUGUGUGAAUAGAGUGAGGUGCGCACAAGUGGGGAACAAAGUCUUUGCUGCAAGUUGGAGUGAACUGGGCCGUGUAUCCCUUUGGGAUUUGAACGAGCAGCUGAGAGCAGUAGACGAUCCCUUGUUGCUGAGUAAUUAUCGUAAGCGAAAUGAUCAAGGCAAUGAUGGAGCCAAACCAAUAUUCACAUUCAAGGGACACCUGCAAGAAGGAUAUGGCUUGGAUUGGUGUCCUACUGAAGAAGGAACUCUGGCUUCAGGUGAUUGCAAAGGCAACAUUCACAUCUGGCAUCACAAUAAUAGCAGCAGUGGUGAAGACUGGCUUGUAGAUCAAAGGCCUUACAAUUCCCAUGCUCCACAUAGUGUUGAGGAUCUCCAAUGGUCUCCAAAUGAAAGGCAUGUGCUUGCCUCAUGUUCCGUCGAUAAAAGUAUUAAAAUUUGGGACACAAGAGCAAAUCCUCAGGCAGCUUGCAUGCUGACGGCAGGAGAGGCGCACACAGCUGAUGUAAACGUAAUCUCGUGGAACAGAAAAGAAUCACGUUUUCUGGUAUCUGGUGGCGAUGACGGUAUUCUACACAUAUGGGAUUUGCGACAAUUCAGUCCCAAUGGUACUAAACCAGUUGCAACUUUCAAACAACACACAGCACCGAUAACAAGUGUAGAAUGGCAUCCUGGCGAAGCUACCGUCCUCGCGUCCGCUGGUGCAGAUGAUCAAAUAGCACAAUGGGAUCUCUCAGUGGAAGCAGAUAAUAUGGAAGAACAAGACAGUCAACUUGCAUCGUUACCGCCUCAAUUAUUAUUUGUACAUCAGGGUCAAACUGACGUAAAGGAAUUACAUUGGCAUCCGCAGUGCCCAGGUACUCUUGUAUCUACUGCUCAUUCUGGUUUUAAUGUAUUUCGUACGAUUAGUGUAUGAUUUAUAUUCGUCUGCAAUAAAGUACUGUAAAAAGA
Diprion similis is the source of this 1556-nucleotide messenger RNA. Its product is annotated as glutamate-rich WD repeat-containing protein 1. The transcript has 4 exons. The coding region runs from base 133 to 1521 and encodes 462 amino acids. The record is from RefSeq and is a predicted model, not a curated record. Lineage: Eukaryota; Metazoa; Arthropoda; Insecta; Hymenoptera; Diprionidae. Gene Ontology annotation, molecular function: protein binding.